AUGGGGGUCCAGCAGGAUGCAAACAUUGAAGAGCUGCAGACCAAGGAGGGAUCAUCUGAACCUGGUGAAAUAAACCGUCGGCAACAGAAUGAGGAGGGGACACCUGACGCUAGGCAUGUGCCGGCUGAGGGUGAGACCGCCCGCAUGCAUUCCAUCAGGUCCGUCGAGGGGGGAGACCACUUCGCAGAGGCGGUGGGAGAGGCUCUAUGCUCUAUUUUGUCUGGUGAGAGGAUGCACAUCAAGUCCAGUAAUGGAAUCAGAAGCGGCGAGAGUGGGACGACAGACGCGGGCGUUCUUCCUUCUCACCAGCGCAACGACCCUCCUGUCUUCGUGCGGCAGCUGCGGGACUGCUGCGUGAACGAAGGCGAAGACAUCACCCUGAACGGCGCCCUAUCUGGGAGUCAACCUUUCAAAGUCACGUGGCUGCACAAUGGUGAGGUGACACGUUUCGGAAUCCCCGCCCUGGACGGCGGCAACGUGAGUUUGGUUGUGCGUGAGUGCCUGCCCGAGGAUGCUGGAGCGUACACCUGCAUGGCAGAAAACAUGGCAGGGAAGGCUACCUGCUGCGCAGCUGUAUUUGUAAAAGACUUUGAAACCCUUCGCUGCGUGCAGAGUCAAGUUUCUGCAGAAAAGAGCAUUAUGGGAAGCGAGACGUUACCGCAGGAAGUUCAGCUCAAUUCCAGAGGGUCAGUGGGAACGUCUUCUACAAGCUCAGAGCCACAGAGUCCGGCCUCUUCUCCACGAGAGGUUAUUCCGAAGAAGAAAGCCAACUCGGGAAUCGGUCCAGUUUUACGCUUGGAGAAUCCACCGCAGCUCGUGGAAGUCAAGGCGGGACUGCCAGCGCGCAUCACGUGUCGCUUCACCUGCAGCCCACCCGUCGUGUCAUGCUGGAUCCGAAACAAAAAGCAGCUAGUGGACGGUCCUGAGGUUUGGAUCGAAAACUCAGACGAGAGCAGCACGCUGGUCCUGGCUGAGGCUGCGCUUCAGCACACGGGGCGCUACACUGUGGUGGUCAAGGACCGCAAGAGCUCGGCCCAACACACGCUUACCCUCUCUGUCAUAGACAGGCCACAGCCGCCCGCUUCUUGUCCUCUGGUUUCCUCGUUGGGCCACGGGAGUCUCGUUCUGUCCUGGUCGGGACCCUGCUACGACGGGGGCAGCGCCGUGCUGGGCUACGUGGUGGAGGCGCGAUCCGAGGGAGCCGAGUGGAGAGAGCUCGCGGCCCGUUGCGCCAGCACAUCCUACAGGGUGUGCGGCGGUCUUCUCCCUGGGGAAGAGUACUGCUUUCGGGUAAGGGCUUACAACGCGGUGGGAGUCAGUGAGCCCGGACCGGCGUCCCCUGCGGUCACCAUGGACCACAAGGAUGAGGAGAUUCCCGAAGCCUUUGUCACUAUCGACCCUGCUCACAAAGUAACGGAGCACUACGACGUGCAGGAGAAGCUUGGGAUGGGUAAGUUUGGCCUAGUGUUCAAGCUGAAGCACAAAGCCAGCGGGCGGCUGUGCGCCGGAAAAUUCUACAAAGGUCGCCGCGGUAAAGAGAGAGAAGCGGCCCGCCAGGAGAUCCAACUGAUGAACAAGCUCCAUCAUCCCAAGCUUGUGCGAUGCUUGGCCGCCUACGACCACAAGCCUGAAAUGGUCAUGGUCAUGGAGUUCAUCGCUGGCGGGGAACUCUUUGAGCGCAUUGUGGACGACAGCUUCGAGCACACAGAACCGGCCAGCGUGCGCUACGUGCAGCAAAUCCUGCAGGGAGUCUCCUACAUGCAUCGACAGAACAUCGUGCACCUGGACCUCAAACCUGAGAACAUUGUGUGCGUGGACGCCGGCGGCACCGCCAUCAAGAUCAUUGACUUCGGACUGGCAGCCCAACUCGAUGGCAAGAGCGACAUGAGGGUGAUGCAAGGGACGCCGGAGUUUGUGGCCCCCGAGGUCAUCAACUACGAGCCUGUGUGCUUGGCCACCGAUAUGUGGAGCAUCGGCGUCAUUUGCUACAUCCUACUAAGCGGCGAGUCUCCCUUCCAGGGAAGCAGCGAUGCCGAAACGCUGGCUUUGGUAACGGCGGCCCAGUGGGAGUUUGACGAGGAGAGCUUCGAGGACAUCACAGACAAGGCCAAACACUUCAUCAGCUCCUUGCUGGAGAAAGACCCCAGGCGACGCAUGUCCAGCAAAGAGGCCCUGGCUCACGAGUGGAUGACCUUCGACUCGCCGGCUCCUGCCUCCGCCAAGACGCUCCCCAAAGAGAAGAUGAAGCGCUUUCUUGCUCAGCAGAAAUGGAAGAAAGCGGGCAAGGCAGUGCUAGCGUUGAAGAGAAUGGCCUUACUAAGAAAAGGGGACAGCACUUCUCCCACCAGCCCUGCAGAAGAAUGUCCACUAACCCCAGAGACAGAAGAUGCCCUACUCUCAUUGGAGCGCAAGAUGUGGGGACCCCCACGCUUCACGAAGACCCUACAUGACCAAAUGGUCUUGGCGGGAGCUGAUGCCCACCUCGAAUGUUGCCUCACAGGGUACCCAGACCCAGAUGUGGUGUGGCUACGCGGACAGGUGCCUGUGGAGGAGUCGGAAGCCGUCCGGAUCGAAUAUGAGGAAGAUGGCCGUUGCACGCUAAUCAUUUCCGAAGUUUGCCCACACCACGCUGACGUUUACACCUGCAAAGCUACGAACGACCACGGAGAGACAGCCUGCUCGGCAUCGCUCCUCAUCCAAAAUUCAAGCUAA
Nerophis lumbriciformis (worm pipefish) is the source of this 2712-nucleotide messenger RNA. The record is from RefSeq and is a predicted model, not a curated record. Lineage: Eukaryota; Metazoa; Chordata; Actinopteri; Syngnathiformes; Syngnathidae.